Molecule: messenger RNA, 840 nt
Organism: Cynara cardunculus var. scolymus (artichoke)
Lineage: Eukaryota; Viridiplantae; Streptophyta; Magnoliopsida; Asterales; Asteraceae
Product: bidirectional sugar transporter SWEET17-like
Exons: 6
Coding region: 112-840 (242 amino acids)
Biological process (GO): carbohydrate transport
Cellular component (GO): membrane
Molecular function (GO): sugar transmembrane transporter activity
Source: RefSeq, a predicted model, not a curated record
GAAAGUAACAUCACACAUACAAAUUCUUUUGACAGCUACAAAGAAAUCAAUAAUCAUCACUCCCCACUUCUUUUCCCUUCAUCUUCUCCGUUUUUCUGUUGGAUCUCGAAGAUGGACAACCUGUAUCUUUAUGUCGGGAUUAUAGGCAACAUUAUCUCAGUUUUGAUGUUUCUCUCCCCAGUGAAGACGUUCUGGACAAUAGUAAAGAAAGGAUCUACAGAAGAGUUUAAGAGCCUUCCAUACAUUUGCACUUUGCUCAACUCCUGUUUGUGGACUUACUAUGGAAUCACAAAGCCAGGGAGUUAUCUGGUUGCCACUGUUAAUGGCUUUGGCAUUCUUGUAGAGAUUGUUUACAUUUCCUUGUUCCUCAUAUAUGCACCUCCCAGAACAAGAGCGAAAACCGCAAAGGUUGCUGGGAUUGUGGAUGUGAUGGUGUUUGCGGGGGCAGUUUUGGUGACACAAUUUGGGAUGGAAGGAGACAUGAGGAUUGAUGUAAUAGGUUUCAUGGGUGCUGCUCUUAACAUUGUUAUGUAUGCUUCUCCCCUUUCUUCUAUGAGGUUAGUGGUGACAACUAAAAGCGUAGAGUACAUGCCGUUCCUGCUUUCCCUCUUCUUUUUCCUUAACGGUGCGGUUUGGACGUUCUAUGCCUUUUUAGUGCGAGAUUGGUUCCUCGGUGUACCAAAUGGAACUGGUUUUGUACUUGGAGUUGCACAGCUUGCACUUUAUUCAAUUUACAUGCAAUCUAAACCGUCUAAAGUUAUCUUCGAUGACUUGGAUAGCGGAGGCCAGCACCAACAUCUCCUCCCAUCUUCCACUUCAAAUCCCACAGAACCUCUAUAA